This is a messenger RNA of Crotalus tigris (Tiger rattlesnake), 2692 nucleotides long. RefSeq names its product homeobox protein six1b-like. NCBI's taxonomy places the organism in Eukaryota, Metazoa, Chordata, Lepidosauria, Squamata, Viperidae. The record is from RefSeq and is a predicted model, not a curated record. Bases 457 to 1245 code for a protein of 262 amino acids. The transcript has 5 exons. Gene Ontology annotation, cellular component: nucleus; transcription regulator complex. Gene Ontology annotation, biological process: regulation of transcription by RNA polymerase II. Gene Ontology annotation, molecular function: RNA polymerase II cis-regulatory region sequence-specific DNA binding; DNA-binding transcription factor activity, RNA polymerase II-specific.
GUGACGUGGUAAAAGUCUCUCUCGCUCUUCUUGCGGAGUUGGCCAAUGGCUGGCCACAGCUGCAGCCUGUGUGGGCUGGGCCUGUAACCGAUACCCCCCAAGACAUCUACCCUGGGCAACUGUCUCUAGAGCCAGAAGACAGAGAAAAGAGUCCUGAGUGUACUGAGACCUGGAGAAAGGAGAAGAGACAUGGCCACCAAAGGGAGGAACGUGGAAGGCACCAGCGUGGCCUUCCACUUCCCUUGGACUCUCUUGUCUUAGUGAGGCAGAGCUGACGUGGUCAUCCAACCACAGAGGACCACCUUCCCUUCUUUGUGUCAAGGACAGCAGGGUCUUCUACAAGGUAGAUGUUGGGUGGCCUUGGUGGACCGCCAUAAAGUGCCUUUGACAGCCACAAAGUUUUGGAGCCUCCACUUGAGGUCCUGUGGGAAAGAGCACGCUAUUUCCCACUUAACCAUGAAUUUUGGCUUCACGCAAGAGCAAGUAGCUUGCGUGUGUGAAGUCUUACAACAAGGGGGCAACAUCGAGCGCUUAGGACGCUUCCUCUGGUCCCUGCCAGCUUGUGACCACCUGCACAAGAAUGAGAGUGUCCUAAAGGCCAAAGCGGUGGUGGCCUUCCACCGGGGCAAUUUUCGAGAGCUCUACAAGAUCUUAGAGGGCUAUCAGUUCUCACCGCACAAUCACCCCAAACUUCAGCAACUUUGGCUCAAGGCUCACUACACCGAAGCGGAGAAGUUACGCGGAAGGCCGCUGGGAGCUGUUGGAAAAUACCGGGUGCGUCGCAAAUUCCCUUUGCCUCGGACCAUCUGGGACGGGGAGGAAACCAGUUACUGUUUCAAGGAAAAAUCCCGGAGUGUGUUACGGGAAUGGUAUAUCCACAAUCCCUACCCAUCCCCUCGUGAGAAAAGAGAGCUGGCAGAAGCUACUGGGCUGACCACAACUCAAGUCAGCAAUUGGUUCAAGAAUCGGCGCCAGAGAGACCGUGCAGCAGAGACCAAAGAGAGGGAGAAUGGCGAGGGUGGCCUUCUGAAGGAAGGACAGGGCCUGCCCCGAGACAGACACGUGAUCCCCAGCUCUGAGGACGAAAGCUCCCUCAUUGACAGCCCCUCACUGCUCUAUCCUGCCUUGCAGCUUUCAGUUCCCAAGGGAUCCUCUCUUCACAAUGCCCAACGGGUGGAUUACCUGCAGAACCAGCCUCUCCACAAUGGCCUCCUGGGGUCCCUCACUUCCACUCUGGAAAGGUAACAGUGAUCCAGCGUGAAUGCUGACUGCAAGAGAAGGAAGAAAUCAGAGGGAUGGCAUUGUAAAUGGAAUUAAUGAAAGCGGGGGAAGGAAAGAACAGAAAAGAAUAUUAGGCUUCAAAUGGGCCUCAAGACUACAAUAUCAGCUAUCAAGCUCAUUCCAGACACCAAGAAGAGCUGUGCUCCAAAGAAAAGAUCACAAGUGGUACAGAUUUGUUCCAAAAACAGGAUCUGGUCAAAGCACCAAAGAGAUCAACACUCAAGAAAGUAAUGGCUAUUGCAAUUGUUCUGUUGGAGGAUCCUGAGGAAACAGAUGUUGUCAUUGCUAAUGGGAGGAAUAAAGUGCCACUGUGAUAGAUAGGGAACCCUGAAUUGACUGGGGAGGAACUAUGGAGAGGAAAAUUGGCUACGUUUUAAAUAAAUAAUGAAAUUCAGUCAAUCAAUGGGGGGAAACACCAGUACAGUAAAAAAAAAACAAACCCAGUGAAUUUAGGGAUUCAAAAUGGCAGUGAAGCUUCUAGAAAGAGAUUCUCCAGGAAGAACAGAAAAGUGGGGAACAACACUGUUAUGUGAACUAUAUAAGAGAGAGACAGCAUGAGAGAGCAUAGGGGAACAGAUCUGUUUUUCGGGGGUAUCCUAUAAUAAUCAAACAGCGGUGAAUAGCCCAUCCAAAAGGUAAACGUUGGUUAACUUUCUUGCACGCUACAAACUGAAGGCCAGAAAGGAAAUAACAGCCACUUGUGACUACCCAUAAAAAUCCUGUUUUUGAGAGAGAGUGAACCCAGGUCCCGCCUGGAAGUCCUGGGGGAUAAAGAUUAUUUGGGAAGGGGGUAGUAUAGAAAUAAAACUUUAUUUCCGAGAGGAGAAAAUAAAGGAAGGUGUCAACAGUCUAGAUUUUGAAAAUUGGCCAUUUUCAUCAGAUUUUGCUGGAAGGCUUCCCCUCCGGGAGAUCCGAAGUUGGUAAGGAUGGCAAAUUGAUGUCAGGAUGAGAUGCAGAAAAGGGGAAAGGAAGAAAAAGAAGGAAGAAAAAAGAAGGGAAGGGAAAAAAGAAAGGGGAAUUGAAGGAAAAAAAAAGGGAAGGAGAAAAGGAGGAAGGGGGAGAGGGGGAGAAGGAGAAGACGAUGAUGAUGAUGAUGCUCAUGAGGCAGAAUAUAGCUAAUUUCUCUCUAUGGGGGCAUCAAAAGCCCUUCCCCCCCCAGCCUGUCUGAGGAACAAAUCCCUCUAAGAGAUUCAGCCAAGGGAUCUCCUUUGCACCCCAUUUCAAGCUCACCCUCCUCUCUUUUGACCAGCUUGCUCAAAACUGAACCCCCAUCCAAGACAUAAACCACAAUGGACACCAUGCAUCCCCAGACCAUCAUGGCUUAUUCCUUAAAACCAAGUUUGGCUGCUCAGGGCUACAAACCAUCCAGCCAGGCUUGGCCUGAGUUAGAAAAGAGAAUCCAGAAGAGUUU